AUGGUGCACCUUCGAUGCCACGAACUCCGCGAGCGCUCCAAGCACGACUUGAAGCAGCAGCUGGAACAGUUGAAGACGGAACUCGCGGCGCUGCGAGUCGCGAAAGUCACGGGUGGUGCGCCCGGUAAGCUUAGUAAGAUUAAGCAAGUGAGACUGGCGAUCGCGCAAACGCUCACGGUGAUGCGUCACAAGCAGUUGAACUCGUUGCGCGAGGCGUACGCGGGGGCGAAGUACACGCCGCUCGACUUGCGACAAAAGAAGACGCGCGCGAUUCGCCGCGCGUUGACCAAGUCCGAGAAGGGUGCGAAGACUGUUCGCCAGGCGAAGAAGGACGCCGCGUUCCCGAAGCGCAAGUACGCGCUCAAGGCGUAA
This is a messenger RNA of Ostreococcus lucimarinus CCE9901, 372 nucleotides long. It is a transcript of the gene RPL35, whose product is annotated as Ribosomal protein L35, component of cytosolic 80S ribosome and 60S large subunit. The coding region runs from base 1 to 372 and encodes 123 amino acids. NCBI's taxonomy places the organism in Eukaryota, Viridiplantae, Chlorophyta, Mamiellophyceae, Mamiellales, Bathycoccaceae. The transcript has 2 exons. The record is from RefSeq and is a predicted model, not a curated record. Gene Ontology annotation, cellular component: ribosome; cytosolic large ribosomal subunit. Gene Ontology annotation, biological process: maturation of LSU-rRNA from tricistronic rRNA transcript (SSU-rRNA, 5.8S rRNA, LSU-rRNA); translation. Gene Ontology annotation, molecular function: mRNA binding; structural constituent of ribosome.